AUGGCGGGCUCUCGGAUGCGUCGCACCGCAGAUAGCGGUGUGGCCCAGGCCGUGGCUUCGGUCAAGCAGCACCAGAAGUUCAAAAAGAUGCUUAUGUUCAGCAUGCGUUCCCUGUCUGACUUCUGCAACCCCCAACUGCAGAUCCACGUGGACAAUGCGUUGGACGCGCUGAAUCGCAACGUUUUACCGAGUCUCGUGACGGCGCUCUCGAACUUCGGCGAUGACGAGGACAUCAUUUUUUCCUGCAGCCAGAUCUUGCAGGCCAUGGCACGGGCCUGCAUGGAGGAAUCUGACAACCCGGAAAUCUCUCAGAAAUUUAUGAAGGAGGGUGGUAUGACGGCUAUUGAGCUCAUCCUCAACCAGUGUCCGCAGGAUGAUAUCGUAUUGGGAUACUGCUACGCCGUCAUUGAGUGCUUCAGCGCCUCGAAAUGCCUCGCCGACGGCGGCGCUGCCCUCACGGGGACCAUUUGCAAGUCGGUGCGCAACAAGGAGUCCAUGCCCGUUUCUGUUGCCACCAGAGCGCUUGUUUGCUUGUCCGCAAUAUGUUCGAGCUCCUCUGGUCCAGCCAAGAUGAAGCAGCAUGACGGUAUGGCCGUCCUGCUGCAGCUGUGUCUGCUGCUGCCAGCCGAGCAACCAAGCAUCACCACCGUGGAGAGGGCUAUGAAGGCUGCUACCGCUGUUGCGGCGGCCAAGAUGAUUGAUCAGGCUAGCCUUGACCCUGUGAUCCAGGUUAUUGAGAAGUUCAAGACGUCGAAGAUUGUUUUGAGUCAUGGUAGCGACAUCGUGAAGUCACUCGUGAGCACCGCAUCCCUCAAACAGAGUCUUCAAGACAUACAGAAAUGCGCAGCUGGAUCCCCCGAGCACAAGGCUGCGGUUGACACCCUGCGCUCGCUGUCAUACAUUUCUUCUGUAGGAGAGCAGCUGGCGAAGGAUGGCGCUUUGGGCCUUAUGGUGGAUUUGAUAAAAAACGCCAUUUCGCAGAUGGAAACACACAAAGAAGUGAUGGUGAAUGUUAUCGCGGUGGCGGCACGUAUCUUGGGGUCUGUGGCGACUAACCGCAGCUACUGUGAGGAGGUGGUAAAGAAGGGCGGUGUGGACAACCUUGUGGCCGCGAUGCAGGUAUGCAUGGAUGACCCGCCCUGCAUCGCGAGCAUCGCCGACGCUCUUGCUCAGCUGCUUCAGGCUGGCCCUGACGCUUUCUUGAAGACGGACGCCGUUGCGGUGGCCCUGCCCAUUCUGUACCAGCUGUCGGACAAAGAAGAUGUCGCCUCGUCCAUGAUGGCGUUCAUCGCGGCAGCCUCGCAGCAAAACGAGCUGCAGCCUGCGUUCCUAUCUAAUAAGGUUGUUGAGAUCAUGUGCACUUGCUGCCAGUACCAUUUCGAAAACCUGCCCCUGCACCUGAACAUCAUCCAGGUGCUGAACCGUUUUUCAAGCCAAGUGAAGGAUUUGUCGCUUGUUUACGAGUAUGGUGGGCUCCAGGGUAUAGCCACGUCUAUGGGAGCGCACUACCGCAGCGACAAGUACUGCCUGGAGGUGUUGGCGUUGCUGCUCACCUUCGCGUGCACUCCGGACGCGCACCAGUACAUGACCGCAGGUGAGGAGUCGAUCAUCGACAUCAUCCUCCAACUGAUGUUGGAGCACCAGGAGAUCGAAGCCAUAACCAGUUCUGCGGUGAAAGUGCUAGAAAUCCUGUCCACCGAGGAGGACGUAAAGCGCACCAUGAAGGGCCUCAGCCUCUCCCUCCAGACUGCCAAGGAUAAUCCCGAUGCCGCGUACUCCAAGAUCGCCGCUGUAACUGGGUUGUCUCGCAUUGCACGUCUGCGACCCAUCAUUCUUUCGUCGGGGAUGCCUAAGGAGAUUAUGAAAUCGGUAAGCGUGUGGGUGGAGGGCUCCAUCUUCGAUGGCCGCUCCAAGCUGACCAAGGCCGCCAUGCAGUCCGCCGUGGUGGCGAGCGAAGAUGCGGCUGAGUGUGUCGCUAUGAUUCAAAUGGUCUGCGACUUGGCUUGCCUGGCGCAUGUGAAACGCGUGAUCGACCUCGAAGGCGCUGACGACAACUUCUUGCUGCACUGCACGGGCGCGCUGCGUCAGAUGUGCUCGGUGGAGCGCACAUACAGCCCCGAAGAAUGCACUUCGAUUGUGGAGAGCAUCAACCGUGUCAUGCGCAAACACGUUGACAUCAAGAACGCCGAGACCCAGUGUGUCGAGGCCCUUCACGACUUUGUGCAAGUUAUGGGUAAGGAUGGCAUUGAUGCCUUGCUUUCGACCGGUGCCAUUGUCGGAGUGGUUGGCUACCUGAUCAAAAUCCCCAUGUACCUUCCGUGCCAGAUUGCCGGUGUCGGCUUCUUGCUAGCAUGCGCCAAGAUGGACUACCGCGCCCUCGAGUGCCUGAAGCAGUGCAACUGCUAUCAGCUAUUGCGUGCCCUUAACCGCACCCACAAGAAGUCCAGGAAGCUGAAGGGCAUGGUCGGUGUCUUAAUGACCAUGAUCAUGCCUCCGGAAGCGUUCGAGGCUGAAUUGACCCAACUGUUGGUCGACAUGACGAAGGGUACGGAAGCCAACGACAUCGUCGCUGUACAUACUGCGCUUACGUCUAUUAAUCAGUUGCUGGUUGCCAAGGAGUGCGUCCGCAUUGCCGCCCGCCUGGGAGUACCAGAGACUGUCACGAAGGCGUGCAUGUGGACGUUGAAGAAUAAGGCGCUCGCCGACAAGGUUCAGAUUGUUGAGCCGGGCGACCUUGCCGGAAAGGACUUGGUCGAUGGUAUAUUGUUCGAGGUGGCGCAGGCCAAUUUCAACAUGGCUCAGAACCGCAACGGUCUCGUCGCCCUGACGAAAUACCAGGCGCAUUUGACGUCGUUGACUGUCUUCCAGAAUAUGGACUCACCCGUCACUACGAUGGUGGAGGACGGUGCUUGCUCCGCGCUUGACGGCAUGACCCUGCUUUUCCUGCACAACCGUGCCAACGUAGAAGAGGCGUUGAAGAACGAUGUUCUUGCCAAGGUGUGCCGCGGUUUCACCCUGUUCCAGGGCUGCCCGAACGUAAUCCGCAGCAUAUGCAGGUGCCUUGCCUCUAUGUGCAUUACGGAGGCCCGUGUGAAGUCGUUGAUAGAGAGCCCCGACUUCGUGAAACUGACACAAAACCUCGUCAACCUGGUUAACAACGACAACAACGAAGUUGCACUAGGUGCUUUGAAGGCUGUUUCUGAGCUGCUCAAGGUCAACAGCGAACUCAUGCUGAACUACUUCGCCACCAAGACCGACAUCAUCCCUGUGCUCUUCCACAAGAUUGAGGUGCACCCUGAAGACUCCAAGAUUGUAGCUCUAUCAGCGACAUGCCUUAACUACUUCGGCAAGAAUGUUGGCAACGGCCGCAAGGACAUCCCUGCGGUGCUGGCCAACAUCACCCGUGCGCUCAAGGAGAACAAGAACGUUGGCACGACCGUUCUGCCUAUACUCAAGUUGCUCCUGAACCUUGCCAACCAGGACACCAAGCAGGCUUUGAAGAGCUCCGGUGUUAUGGAAAUAGUCAGCGACGUUAUGAUGAUCCACAUCGAUGACGAGGAGAUCGCCGCUGCUGGUGGUGAACUGUUCGGUUUCCUCGGAGCUGAGGCCCAGAUCCGCGCUUUGAUGAGAGCAGUCAUUGAUACGGUGAAGUUGCAGCAAGACGAUAUGGCCCAGCAGGUUGAUUCCAUGUGCAUCCGUCUCGCCAUGUACCUGUUGUCUCCGCUUGAGAAUCGCGCGGAUGCCCUUGCUGACACCGAGGAGUUCUUGGGGUCACUCAACACCUGCAUUGCCUACGCCGCGGACAACAAGAACUUGGUAGCAAACGCCACCUUGGUAUCUCGUCGUCUGUGUGACUCAGUUAUUGAGGAUUUCGAAGACCAGUUCGGCGCAUGGGCGGUUGCCAACUCGAGCAACCUGCAGCAGAUCAUUUCCGUGCUGAACUCGGAGUACGGUGCCAGCAAUGUCAAGUUUUUGUGCCACGCCUACCGCGUCUUCACCUGUUGUGCGGUAAACCCCUACGUGACUGACCUUAUGCAGGCAGAGUGUGAGACUGUGCUCCCGCGCAGCAUAGAACUGCUUGACCGUUACCAGGGCAAUGCUGAGGUGUGCCACGCCAUUUUGGAGUUCUUGAACCACCUGGCUAAAUCCCCUGCCACUGAGAAUUCGGCGGAGCAUUCGGGCAGCCAGUUGAUCUACAGCGUUUGCCAGCAGAACAAUGCGGACAUUAUAUCCAUCGCGACCAACCUGAUGAUAAACCACAAGAAUGCGGACAAUGUGGUUAUCCCCGCCAUGCAACUUAUUGGAGAGCUGAUUGGUGGAGGUUCGUACCAGGCCGACAAGGCGGUGGUGGGUGCGGCCAUGUCCGCUGCCGAACGUGUCUGCCUUGGAGAUGUGUCCCACCAGCGCAAGUUGGCCUACAUGGAGAUGGUCGCUAGGGUUAUGGGUGCUCUGGAUACGAAGGAUGCUCACCGGUUGAUGGAGAACGUUGUCCAGAUGUUGAACGCAGGAGUCAUCGAACGUAAUCCUGACACGCUUGCCGCGUACGCUCGCCUGCUGGCCGGCGCGGUCUUGGCUGAUCCCGAAAACAAGGACCACAUGCAGCAGCUGCACAAGAUGGGCGCCAUCAAGAUGUUGGCGGAACUUUUGGAUGACCGCUCGCUGUUCGACAAGGCGACUGUGAUGACGGUGUUGCAAUCCCUUCGGUCAUGCGUUAAUGGUGCUCCCGCCAGUGCCGUCAUGGUGUUGAAGGAGGCUCUGCCCAAGUUGAUUGAGAACGGUUCUGACCUGUUGACGAACGAUCCGGAGUGCAGCACUGCUUUCUGUGACCUGUUGUUGGACGCCGUUCAGAUCGAGGGUGUUGGACGCGUACUAGGCAACAUCGAGCCCGUUAUGAACCAGCUGCACAACCUACAGAUGAAGGCCAAGGAUGUUGGUAACAAGGAAUUGGAGACCCGUGUGUUGCAAAUCCUGAAGGGUAUCGCCGCCGACCAACCCAAGGUCAGGAACUGCAAGAGCAUCUACUUGAUGUUGGAGGAGCGUAGGAGCGAAGGCCAGACCAUUUCUAUAUCCCAGGCGAUGGAGCUUGCCGACGACGCCAACUUCUUGAUGAAGACCAUGGCCACCUACAACAACAAAGUUUUGGUUUACGAGGAGGACGACGGUAAAGACUUCAUCUACGGUUCUAUGGCGUUGGAGCUGCUGUACAGUGUAGAGGAUAACUGCCAGUACCUCAUCGAUAGUGGCGUUCUGGAGACACAGAUGGAUUCGUUGGUUAAACAGACCCACCUCAACAUCAGCAACUCUAUUUCGGCGGCGCUGUGUGCGGGAUGCUUGUACCCAGUGUUCGUUGCCAAGAUUCUUACACGUCCGGAUAGCGUUAGGCAGAUCGGGGACUACCUGAAACGCAUUUACACCUGCAAAGGAAUGAUUGUCCCGCCUACGGCCGAAGGGUCUGACAACAUCGCUGAGGUUGUGCUCAUCAACGCGCUGUUGCUCGUCGAACGCUCGGCUGUAAACCGCCGAAUCUUCUUGAAGUCCGACGUUAUCAACACCGUGGUCGGCAUCUGGGACUCGUACGACCAACAGAAAUAUGAAACGGCCCGUUUGCUGCGCCAGACGUUCCGCACUCUGCGUAAGAUCGUGGCUGAGGGCCACCUCGACAUUAUGUUGAAGUGCAACAUGGUUGCGCGCAUCAAGCAGCUUCUUGCGAAGUCGGACGAUGUCAACUUGAUUCCCGACGCUCUCUUCCUCGUCGGUAGUAUGGCUGUGGUGAAACAGAUCAAGACUCAGAUUUGUGAACUAGGUCUGCUGGACGGCAUCGUGCAGCUGAUGGAGCGCCACGUGGGCAACCCGAAUUCGCCAAACGCCAUCAUCACGAACACAUGUCUUGCUCUGGCCAAUGCGUGCAUUGGCCAUCGUCAGGCCACGGACCGCUUCUUGCAGUUGAAGGGUCCGGAGUUGAACGUCCGCAUUCUAUGCGAAUAUUCCGAGUCUCACGAGAUUACCAACGGUGCCAGUAUCCUGCUGUGUAACAUGCUUUACAAGAACGACAAUCUCAAGGGCAUGUACGGUAAGUUGGGUGCUCCUGAGGCGCUGGUGCGUUGUCUGCGUGCCUACGCCGGUUCCAACCAGGGUUUCGCCAUCCGUUGCAUUGAAUCCCUGUUCAAGGCUAUUUCGAACCUCGCUCUGUACGCCAGCAACGUCGCCCUGUUCCUGAGCGCAGGAAUUGAGGACAGUUUCCGCGCUUGGUUGGCUGACUUGGACCCGUCCUUCUCGGACGUGCAGCUGAAGAUCGGUCUGCAGACGCUUUCCAACCUUGUGAUGGACAACAAAGAGGAGAACAUGCGCAAGUUCUCCGUGGUGUUGCCCCCUGUGUUGAAGGUUUUGGCGCAGGACCGCCAAGACAGCAAAGUUGCGUUGCUGUUGUUCGACAUCUUGGCCUCUCUGUGCCGUCUCCCCGACAACAGCAAGACCUUCUUGGAGAGUGGUGGUGCGGAGUUGUGCAUCCAGACCAUGCGUCGUGUGAGCUAUGACCUGGUGACGCUAACCCUAGGUAUCAACCUAUUGGCUACGCAGGCCAGCACCCCCGCUGGUGUUCAGAAGUUGCUUGAACUCGAUGUCUUCAGCCUGUUGGUUGCCAACCUGACGUUCGAGGAGCACACGCCCGAGAUGAACGAUAUCUUGAUCGCGACUCUUCGUUGCCUGAGGAAGCUGGUUAACAGUCCCGAGAUGGUAUACCUCUUCUGCAGCCAGGAUGGUCUCGCUGCCACCAUGGCAGUUUCCCGCAAGACUCAACAACACCCAGUGAUCCUUAUUGAAUCCCUUCGUUUGAUCCUGGGUAUGCUGCACCUGACGGAAACCAAGGAGGAGGGCGCUGCACCAGCAUGGGAAAACAUAGGCAUGGAGAAAGAUGAUAUCGAUUCCCUGUUGGGCAUCGUCUGCGUCUGUGGUACCAAUGAACAGGCGCAGAAAAUGGCUCGGUUGCAGAAGAUUCUGUUCAGCGUCAUCGGUUACUUCCUGUCUCAGGGUCUGGGUAAUGAGGCGCUUAUUGUCAACAAUUUCUCUGCGAUCGGAUACACGUAUCUUAACAACUUCCCCAGUGCCCUUGACGUGAUCACGCUGAUGACGGUGCUUUUGGAGAACGUGUUCACUGCUCCCGUUGAGGUGCGCAACAACCUGCUCUCCAGGGAGAUUGUGAAGAAGUACCGUGACGUGGUGUCUGCGUUACCCAAGAAGAAGCCUGAAGAGAAGACUUUCUAUACCCGUUGCCAGACCCUCGUGACUGCCCUCGCCUCGAACGAAGAACGCACUUUGGAAUCAACUGGUCAUUUCGACUUCAGCCUGAGUGAGUGGAAUGUGGACCCGUACCCACACGGUAUCCACGACUUGCCUGAGCCCGUGAAGCAGGCGCUACGUGCCGGUGGCCGCGUCAAGGGCUACAUACGCGACAGUACCACUCGCGACCUCAACUACCUGGAAUGGGGUCCCGAGGAGGAGGAAUACCCGUACCGUAUUGCGGUCCGUUGCAUCCGCAACAUUGCGCGUGGCCUUCGUCACCCAACUCUGGAGGCCGCCAACGCCAAGGAGCCGCGCAAGGUUAACAACAACAACUGCUUCUGCAUUCUGGGAUCCGCUACCGAAGACUUCCCCGAUGGGUUCGCUCUCCCAGUUAAGUGCAAGAGCGUGAAGGAGCGCGAUGCCAUCGUAGAGCUCCUCGUCCAAUGGCGUGACGCCGCUACUUACAACUACUAA
Molecule: messenger RNA, 7752 nt
Organism: Babesia ovata
Lineage: Eukaryota; Apicomplexa; Aconoidasida; Piroplasmida; Babesiidae
Product: anonymous antigen-1, putative
Exons: 2
Coding region: 1-7752 (2583 amino acids)
Molecular function (GO): protein binding
Source: RefSeq, a predicted model, not a curated record